UUCACCGGAAUAGCUUCACAAGGAGCUUCACAGGGAAAUCUACAAGGAACUUCACAAGGAACUUCACAAGGAGCUUCACAGGGAAAUCUACAAGGAACUUCACAAGGAGCUUCACAGGGAAAUUUACAAGGGGCUUCACAAGGAGCUUCACAGGGAAAUUUACAAGGGGCUUCACAGGGAAAUCUACAAGGAACUUCACAAGGAAUUUCACAGGGAAAUCUACAAGGAACUUCACAAGGUGCUUCACAAGGUGCUUCACAAGGUGGUGGUUCCCAAAUGACAUCCCUUCUAGAAGGGUCCAUCGGUUCGCGAGAACGUUUUUUGGUGAUAGAAUAUGAAUUUGGAAAACGUUUCUUGGAGUUUGUUGGAAAUGAAUUUAGAGAACGUUUCUUGUCGUGUGAGUAG
Messenger RNA from Racocetra persica, 405 nucleotides. The record is from the annotation of a GenBank genome assembly. NCBI's taxonomy places the organism in Eukaryota, Fungi, Glomeromycota, Glomeromycetes, Diversisporales, Gigasporaceae.